AUGGCGGCGGGAGGAGCUCCUGCUCGCGAAAUGACUGGUGACCCAGCACCGGGCAUUGAUCCUGAGCCUCCUUCGAAGAAGACUACCACCACAUCCAACGAGGCAGAAGCCCGAAAACACCCUCCCCCGAAGACUGACAAGCCUCGGCCCCAUGUAUGCACCACUUGUACGCGAUCUUUUGCGAGGCUAGAACACUUGAAGCGUCACGAACGUUCUCACACGAAGGAGAAACCAUUUGAAUGCCCAGAAUGUACACGAUGUUUCGCCCGACGUGAUUUGCUCCUUCGGCACCAGCAGAAGUUACACUCCUCGACGACACCGGCGUCACGCCCGAGAGGCAGCCGGCGUGAAAGCGUUGCUGGCGUCGCAAACGGUCGUGUUCGCAAGAAUUCAACGACAAGUAGCCAAGCGACAAUGAGGCCUAGAGCUAACACCCUCAGCCACGUUGAUGCUGCAACUCUGGGCAUGUUGGCAAGCUCUGUUGGAACCACUGGUCGCCAGGUCAUACCGAAUCACCAUCAUCAUAACAGUAUGAGUGUGCUUGGAAGCUCUCAAGGCCCUCUUUACCGGUCUGCCUCAACCAACCAUUAUCCAUUCGAUCUACCAAAGCUUGAAACCGGCCUUCCCAUCGACCUCUCGAGUGGAUUACGCACUGCACCGCCCUUUGGCGGCUUCGGAGCAGAGUUUGACCUGGGCACUCUAGAUAUGCCAACUGAUCAUGGCGACACGAUCAAUCCCCACGCCCUGCACGUAUCGGGCGGAGGACUAUAUGGUUCCGCUGCACACUUUCAUCAACUGUUUGGCGGUAUGUCUGCGUCGCAAGCCUUGACAGACGAUGACGCAACCUUUGAUUGGAUGGCCCAGGGAUUCGAGAACCAAAUGACAUUCUCACAAGCCAACGAGAACGCAAUCGAUGAUUCUUCCCCUUCGGCCAUGAGUACUAAUAGCCCGGCUGGUUUGACCGAAAUCUCUGGUGAUCCCACCAUUGGUGCCAUGCAACAGACUAUUGGCUCUGUCGCGCCCCUAUGGACAGGGAGUCUCGCAAGUCAAGCUGCAAUGGUCAAUAGUCCUGUGAGUAUGGAGCUCAUGGCAAGCUUCAACGAAAUGGUACAGCCUUCAAUAGGGACCAUCUCGCCAAAGUCCCUUUUUGGCCAUGGAGGGUCACUGGACCUGAGCCUUCCAACACCUCCCGAUAUGUUACCCAUUGAUUCUUCAGGCCUACACUUUCCCGGCCUCCAUUUGCCAUUCAGUAAAGAGGGCCCUGAGUCUACCACUUCCACUGCGUCCAUGGAUUCGAGUCUUCAAUACAGCUCGGUAACUACAAUGUCUUCUGACCUUGUGACCGACCACAUCAGAAGUGUGUUGCUUGCGGGCUUGUGUCAGACAACAGGUUUCGGACAGCGCAAAUACUCCCAGCCGGCUGUUAGCUCACCAUUGUCCCCUGGUGCAUCUUCUCGUCCCCGAGGCUUUAACGCCAGCACCUUCCCUUCCACGGGCGACCUACAGCGAUAUGUAGCCUCUUAUAUUCGAUUCUUCCAUCCACAUUUACCUUUUCUCCACAUUCCUACCCUUAACUUCGAAUCAUCCGAUUAUACCACUCCUGUUCGACUUGUCUCAGGCCAAUCACCUUAUGGACGCCCAAUUGUAAGUGGAGGGGGAAGCUGUUUAAUCUUGUCCAUUGCAGCUAUUGGAGCUUUGUACGAACAUGAAACGUCCCAAUCCAAAGAUCUUUUUGAGUGCGCCAAGCGACUUAUCAGCAGCUAUCUCGAGGAGCGACGAAAGGCAAAUAUGACCAAGACUCAGUUUGCGCCAAAGCACGCAACAGAACGAGAAGACACGCCAUUGUGGUUGGUGCAAGCCAUGCUUCUGAACGUUAUCUAUGGGCAUAAUUGCGGGGAUAAGACUGCUGCUGAACUUGCAAGCAACCAUUGUGCCGCCCUGGUGAGCCUGGCCAGAGGUGCAGAACUCACCCGACCGGCCUCGGGUUAUAGCACACAAGUAUCGAAGAUGGACAUCGACGGGACGUCAAAGACCAGCUGGGGUCAGCUGACCAAUGAAGUCGAUGAUUCUGACUGGAUUGAAUGGAAGGUUACCGAAGAACGCAAACGGACGCUGUAUUCGGUGUUUAUUCUCUCAAGCAUGCUCGUAACGGCUUACAACCACCCACCGGCUUUGACCAACUCGGAGAUUAGACUGAAUCUGCCUUGCGACGAACAUCUGUGGGCGGCGGAAUCGGCUCAGGUCUGGAGGGGCUAUGGCGGCACUACCAGCGCUGACGCGAACUCGACGACUUUUGCAGAUUCCUUAACCCACCUUCUUAUGGCCGCACAAAGAGAAAGGCGGCAAAGCAGUGCGCUUGCUGCAUUCGGACCAACCGCUGAGCCCGAGCUACGCCCUAGUACCUUUGGCUGCUUGAUCCUUGUUAAUGCACUGCACAAUUAUAUCUGGGAGACGCGCCAGAGGCACCUGGGACGUCAAUGGACGACUAGCGAGACAGAGCAGAUGCAUGCUCACAUUGAACCAGCGCUCCGUGCCUGGCAAGCGGCAUGGGCUAGUAAUCCAACCCAUAGUCUGGAACGUCCUAAUCCGUUCGGUGCUGGACCGUUGUCCGCUGACUGUAUUCCGUUACUUGACCUCGCAUACGUCCGACUUUUCAUAAAUCUCGGAAGGUCCAAGGAAGCCUUCUGGCAACGCGACUACGACGCAGUGGCAGAGGAGCUGGCGAAGGGCCUGGAAUCUGUACACAAUCGGGCAGGGUCGAACAGCACCAGGGAGAAGGCUUCCCCGGCGAGAAGAUACGAUCCCAUGACACAGCCACAAAUGACGCCUCCACAAGAUAAUUCGGUACAAGAAGGAGAGGGGGAUCGAGAUCAGGAGCUUCACCAGGCUCUUUCUUCCAGACGUGAAAAACACUUGCGCAAAGCCGCCUUCUACGCAGCAGAUUCCUUGUCCGUUUCCGACAAGCUUGGGCUGAGCUUUGCAGAGUACAGUUCUCGGGAGCUGCCCGUGCAGUCAGCUAUGUGCGCCUUCGAUUGUGCGCAAGUGUUGGCGGAAUGGAUCACGACAGUGCAAGAACGAGUUGGAAAAUACAUUGGUGUCAUCGGCCGGGAUGAAAUGAACCUGAUGGAGGUCCCCGGUAUCCUAUUGCUUGAAGACGAGGAUCGGAAAUUGAUCCAGAAAAUUGACGAAGUGCUGAGCAGCGCUGAGCAGAAGGUCGAGGCCCGGGGCUCGUUUGACCUUCGCAUGGCUCAGGAUGGCGGCCACGGUAGUAGAAUACUUGUUCUCACAGCAUACCUCCUAGAACGGGAUGCCGUCUGGCCAGGUACGUGUUAG
Exophiala spinifera is the source of this 3333-nucleotide messenger RNA. RefSeq lists its product as uncharacterized. The coding region runs from base 1 to 3333 and encodes 1110 amino acids. The transcript is spliced from 2 exons. Gene Ontology annotation, biological process: DNA-templated transcription; regulation of transcription by RNA polymerase II. Gene Ontology annotation, cellular component: chromatin. The record is from RefSeq and is a predicted model, not a curated record. Lineage: Eukaryota; Fungi; Ascomycota; Eurotiomycetes; Chaetothyriales; Herpotrichiellaceae. Gene Ontology annotation, molecular function: RNA polymerase II cis-regulatory region sequence-specific DNA binding; DNA-binding transcription factor activity, RNA polymerase II-specific; zinc ion binding.